GAAUGCCCCGGACUAGCCCCGCCUUUCCGGGAGCAGCCUGCCGCUCGCCGAGCUCAACCAAUGUAUUUUCCGAACACGCCAUUUUCCAUCGACCAACUGAAGAGCAGCCCAGUCGGAGGAGCACAGAAAGCCUGAGCUCUGAAUUUUUGCAAACACGGAUUCCGCCAUGCACCGUGACUGUCCUCUGGACUGCAAAGUCUAUGUCGGAAAUUUGGGCAACAAUGGAAACAAGACUGAGCUAGAGAGGUCGUUCGGCUACUAUGGCCCUCUCCGUAGUGUUUGGGUGGCCAGGAACCCCCCAGGCUUUGCCUUUGUGGAGUUUGAAGAUCCUAGAGAUGCCACUGAUGCAGUGCGUGAGCUGGAUGGAAGGACAUUGUGUGGGUGCCGUGUACGAGUAGAGCUGUCAAAUGGUGAGAAACGUAGCCGUACCCGUGGUGCCCCUCCUUCUUGGAGCAGACGUCCCAGAGAUCGAGAUGACAACAGGCGUCGCAGUCCACAACAGAGGCGAAGAUCCCCACGUAGGAGGAGCUUCAGCCGCAGUCGUAGCAGGUCUUUCUCCAGAGACAGGAGGAGGGAGAGGUCCCUCUCCAGGGACAGGAACCACAAGCCUUCAAGAUCUUUCUCCCGAUCACGGAGCCGCUCCAGGUCCAAUGACCGGAAAUAAAGGAACAUGUGAAGGUGUAAAGGGAGCUAAAAAUGAACGGUUGUAUAGGCUAUGCCGUUUCUUAAUGGACUUCAACUUUGUUCAUUUUUGUGUUGGGUUUUUUAAAAACAAUCAAGCAUUUUAGUGUCCCUACUGUUUUGCUGUUAUUGUGAUUUUCAAAUACUUUUUAGUGGGUGUGGACGGGAGUGACCCCUCACAGAAAUUGUUUGUCUCCUUUGUCCCAAAACAGCUGUACCACCUAGCAUUCCACUUCAUCAGUAACUCUUGAUACCUUUUGGGUUUUUGAAUGUACUGUGUAGUUCGACAUAGUGUUAGUAGUUCUUCAUUUUCAUUGUGUAAACACCAGCAUUUUUUUAUUUUUUCAAGGAAGGACUGGGACGAUGUGUAAUUGCGUCCCCGUUUGUUUGUCUCUAAAGCCAAUUUAUUAUCAGCGUGCGACUUUCUUCAUACUGAAGGUUUUCAUCUGUUAAUGGAGAUGCAAAAUGAUGGCAUAGGUUUAUUAAAAAACAGGUGUUAUUAACACAUGUCUACUUUUGGUCAAUGCCGUUUUCCAUUAUUUUAUUGUUUCAUACUCAGUGAAACGGUCUCAAUAAAAAAUACUGGUUGUUAAAGAUUGCUUUUCCUUUUGACCUCAUAUGAUUUAUAUACAAAUCUAUUGUUUUACUCUGACAUCUAUCCAGUUUAUUUUCCACAAGAGAGCACUCCCAUAGCAUCACUCAAGUAUCUACCAAGGACUAUUAGUCUGGGUCAGUGUAACUUAAAACUAACAACUUCAAUUUGUGUUAUUAUCGUUGCUUGUUGCCGUAUGUCUGGGUUUGCUGGGUUUCAGUAGUGCUGUUUGCCUCUUUAUUUACUAAUUUUACUAAUGAUAAUUGAAAUUCCAUUUGUCUCCUUAGUUCAUUGUAAGUCACUUGGAGGGUGAGUUGAGAUUUUUUCCGGAUAUACUGGAAUAACUUGUGUUAAAAUAUUUGAAAUUACUCACUGUGGUGAUCAUUGUGAUUAUGGUAAUUUCUUAGAAUGAACUCAACACCAGGUCUAGAUAACAACAUUCAUUUUGUGUUGUACCCAAAAUAAAGACUUUUUUUAUUCAGACUUUCA
Hippoglossus stenolepis (Pacific halibut) is the source of this 1762-nucleotide messenger RNA. It is a transcript of the gene srsf3b, whose product is annotated as serine and arginine rich splicing factor 3b. The transcript has 6 exons. Gene Ontology annotation, cellular component: nuclear speck. Gene Ontology annotation, biological process: mRNA splicing, via spliceosome. The record is from RefSeq and is a predicted model, not a curated record. The coding region runs from base 167 to 664 and encodes 165 amino acids. NCBI's taxonomy places the organism in Eukaryota, Metazoa, Chordata, Actinopteri, Pleuronectiformes, Pleuronectidae. Gene Ontology annotation, molecular function: RNA binding.